Morus notabilis is the source of this 1857-nucleotide messenger RNA. RefSeq names its product ubiquitin domain-containing protein DSK2b. Gene Ontology annotation, cellular component: cytosol. Gene Ontology annotation, molecular function: polyubiquitin modification-dependent protein binding. The transcript has 8 exons. The record is from RefSeq and is a predicted model, not a curated record. Lineage: Eukaryota; Viridiplantae; Streptophyta; Magnoliopsida; Rosales; Moraceae. Gene Ontology annotation, biological process: ubiquitin-dependent protein catabolic process. The coding region runs from base 161 to 1822 and encodes 553 amino acids.
CAUUUAUUUAAAAAAAAAAACACAAUUUCUUCUUCUUCUCCUUCAAAGAUACCUAUCGCGUUGUGGUGGGUAUUUGAUUUAUAAUCCUUCUUUUGGGGAUAGAGUUAGGGUUAGGGUUUUCGUUUUUCUUCGAUCGAUCUACUGGUUUUAGUGCAGAAUUAUGGGUGCCGAGGGCGAUUCCAGCGAGCCUAAAGUCGGUGGUGAAGGCGAAGAACAAGUGCCGGUCAAUGUCCGGUGCUCAAACGGUUCGAAAUUUACGGUCCGGACGAGCCUCGAGUCCACGGUCGAGGCGUUCAAGGCGUUGCUGGCUCAGAAUUGCGAUGUGCCAGCUGAUCAGCAGAGGUUGAUCUACAAAGGUCGCAUCUUGAAGGACGAUCAAACCCUACUCAGUUACGGUUUGGCGGCAGAUCAUACAGUUCACAUGGUUCGUGGUUUUGCCCCGGCUGCAUCGACACCUACUUCUGGAAGUACAGCUCCUACAGCUCCUAAUACUAAUUCUAAUACUUCCCCAGGCGUUACACGAGGUGUUGGUUCAACUGAAGGUGCAGGGCUUGAUAAUCUUCUUGGGUCGUCUCUAUUCCCUGGAUUGGGUUUGAACCCACUUAGUGCUGGUAAUGGUGGUGCAGCUGGUUUGUUUGGAGCUGGGCUUCCUGAAUUUGAACAAGUGCAGCAACAACUGACCCAGAACCCGAACAUGAUGAGGGAAAUAAUGAACAUGCCUGCCAUUCAGAGCCUAAUGAAUAACCCUGACUUAAUGCGAAGCCUGAUUAUGAGCAAUCCGCAGAUGCGUGAGAUAAUUGAUAGGAAUCCUGAGCUUGCACAUAUACUCAAUGACCCCGGGAUUCUCCGUCAGACAUUGGAAGCUGCUAGGAACCCUGAGCUCAUGCGUGAGAUGAUGAGAAACACUGACAGGGCAAUGAGUAAUAUUGAAUCUUCUCCUGAGGGAUUUAAUAUGCUCAGGCGUAUGUAUGAGAAUGUUCAGGAGCCGUUUCUUAAUGCGACAACAAUGACUGGGAACGCUGGGAAUGAUUUGGGCUCAAAUCCAUUUGCUGCUCUCUUGGGGAACCAAGGUGGGGCACAAGUUAGGGAUGGGGCUAACAAUCCUUCAGGCACGGGUGCUCAAACAACUACGGGUCAAGCUGCUCCAAAUACAAACCCACUGCCUAAUCCUUGGAGCAAUACUACUGGUGGAGGGACCCAGACAAACACUGCUAGACCAAAUCGUAGUGGCGAUGCUAGGCCACCUAGCGUUGCUGGUCUGGGCGGGCUUGGUCUCCCCAAUAUGGACCAGAUGCUCUCUGCAAUGCCCGACGUUUCUCAAAUGAAUCAGCUUUUACAAAAUCCAGCUAUAUCGCAGAUGAUGCAAAGCUUGCUAUCUAAUCCCCAAUAUAUGAAUCAGAUUCUAAGUCUCAAUCCGCAACUGCGCGGCAUGGUUGAUUUGAAUCCUCAACUUAGAGAAAUGAUGCAAAAUCCAGAACUUCUUCGUCAGUUGACAAAUCCAGAGACAUUGCAGCAGUCACUUCUACCUCAGCUCAAUAGACAACAAUCAACCCAGGAUUCAGCCCAGACUGGUGCCAAUACAGGUACACCUAAUAAUACUGGGCUGGAGUUGCUGAUGAACAUGUUUGGUGGUCUUGGAGCUGGCAGCUUUGCAGUACCAAACAACCCAGAUGUUCCGCCGGAAGAACUUUACGCAACUCAGCUGUCACAGCUUCAGGAAAUGGGUUUCUUCGACACCCAAGAGAAUAUCAGGGCAUUGCGUGCGACUUCGGGGAAUGUCCACGCUGCUGUGGAACGGCUUUUAGGAAAUCAUGGGCAAUAAACCCUGCUUGGUGGUUCUCUCUCUCUCUUUCUUUU